Penicillium nucicola is the source of this 1632-nucleotide messenger RNA. RefSeq names its product MFS maltose permease MalP. Lineage: Eukaryota; Fungi; Ascomycota; Eurotiomycetes; Eurotiales; Aspergillaceae. The transcript has a single exon. Gene Ontology annotation, biological process: transmembrane transport; carbohydrate transport. Gene Ontology annotation, cellular component: membrane. The record is from RefSeq and is a predicted model, not a curated record. The coding region runs from base 1 to 1632 and encodes 543 amino acids. Gene Ontology annotation, molecular function: carbohydrate:proton symporter activity.
AUGGCUUCUGAAAAGGCACCAAUGGCCGAACAUGUUGAGAAAGAAGAGUCUAAUGACCAUGCAUCUCACUCAGAAGUCGACCACACCGACCUCCAGACCAGCAAUGAAGCCCACGCAGCAAUCGAAAAGGAGCACAACAUGACCCCCUGGCAAGCCCUGAAGAUCUACCCCAAGGCAGUCGCCUGGUCGCUCCUUCUGUCCUGUGCCAUCAUCAUGGAGGGCUACGAUGUAGUUCUUCUGGGCUCAUUCCUCGGCUUCCCAGCCUUCAACGAGAAAUAUGGAAACCUCAUGUCAGACGGGACCUACGGUCUAACCGCAUCCUGGCAAGCAGGACUAAACAAUGCCAUGUCUUGCGGUCAAAUCGUAGGUCUUUUCCUCAACGGCAUUGUCUCUGAACGCUACGGCUACCGCAAAACCCUCAUGGCCUGUCUCGCCUCAACCGUCGGCUUCAUCUUCAUCCUCUUCUUCGCACCAAACAUCUCAACCCUGGUUGCCGGCGAGCUUCUAAUGGGCAUCCCACUUGGCGUCUACCAGACCCUCACAGUGACCUACGCCUCAGAAGUGUGUCCAGUCGCUCUGCGCGCCUAUCUGACCACAUACGUCAAUUUAUGCUGGGUCUUCGGCCAGCUCAUUGCCAGCGGCGUCCUAAAAGGCCUAGCAACACGGACAGACCAAUGGGCCUAUCGCAUUCCCUUCGCCAUUCAAUGGGUAUGGCCCAUUCCAAUCUUCAUCGGUGUCUAUCUCGCACCGGAGAGUCCAUGGUGGUUAGUCCGCAAGGACAGACGCGAAGAUGCCGUCAAAUCCCUCAAGCGUCUCACCAAAGCAAACAGCCCUGGAUUCAGCGCCGAGGAAACCGUCUCUAUGAUCAUCUACACCAAUGCCCUCGAGAAGCGCGUCGAAACUGGUACCUCGUACCUAGACUGUUUCAAGGGUAUUGACCGCCGCCGCACGGAAAUCGCAUGCUGCGUCUGGGCCGCUCAGAGUCUCUGCGGUGCAGGACUAAUGGGCUACUCGACGGUCUUCUAUCAGCGUGCUGGAUUAGCAGUGUCGCAGUCCUUCACGAUGUCUCUGGCACAAUAUGCCAUCGGAGUGGUUGGAACUCUCAGCUCGUGGGUGAUGAUGACCUACUUCGGUCGACGAACCCUGUACGUGGGCGGAUUGUUCCUGCUCACAGUGGUCCUACUGGUCAUUGGCUUCGUCUCAAUUGCACCAUCAACACCAGCGAUCUCUUGGGCGACGGGGUCCAUGCUUCUCGUUUAUACAUUCAUUUACGACUCGACUGUUGGGCCAGUUUGUUUCUCGCUUGUAUCUGAGAUGCCGUCGUCCAGACUGCGCACAAAGUCGAUUGUCGUGGCGAGGAAUGUUUAUAACGUUCUCAAUCUUGUCACGGGCAUUAUCAUUCCGUAUAUGCUUAAUGUUGAUGCUUGGAAUUGGAGGGGCAAGUCGGGUUUCUUCUGGGGUGCGCUCUGUAUCCUUUGUCUCGUUUGGGCUUUCUUCAGGCUUCCUGAGCCGAAGGGACGGUCUUAUGCCGAGUUGGAUGUCCUGUUUGAGAACCGUGUUCCUACUAGGCAGUUUGCUACUGCCAAGACUGGGUUGGUUCAGGCUGAUCUUAAGGAGGAGGGUGUUGCUUAA